This is a messenger RNA of Meloidogyne enterolobii, 1011 nucleotides long. NCBI's taxonomy places the organism in Eukaryota, Metazoa, Nematoda, Chromadorea, Rhabditida, Meloidogynidae. The record is from the annotation of a GenBank genome assembly.
UGCUGUUAGAGGCUAGUGCAGGCCUGGAUCUCGCGCAGGAUUUUGAUGAGUUAGCGUAUGCGUGUAACGAAUUAACUUUUGUUUUUAAUUCAAUUUUUAGUUUUGUAUUAAUAAAUGAUUAAAAUUUUCUUCGCGAAACUAUGCCAUAAAUUAUUAUUUUUUGAUACAAUUAUAUGUUUGCUUCUUGGUCUUUUACUUUAUCUUUUUCCAAAAUUUGUCGGUGACUUUGUUUUGCAACGUUCCACCGAUGGAGUUCACUGGCAUUUAUUAAGGUGCGUUGGUGGUCACCUCUUAGCUUCAACGUUCUUCAGCCGAAGUUCAGGUUCAACUCAUUCUACAUCUUUAAUUAGAUCAGCAUGUAUCGUAAUGCGCCUUCUCUCUGGUGUGUUAUGCUCCUUCAUUUUUCUCCACACACUAUCUGUACAUCCAAACCUUGUUCAUCCAGUGCUGAUUCGAACUUUAAUUUCGCUCAGUCUUGGGUGUGCCUUACUCUACAUUAUAUUAUUGCUAGUUUCUGGUUGGCCAGUAGAAAGUGAUCAAUUAAAACCGUUUGAAUGCUCAGAAAGGACAGUUAUUCAUGGCAUUCAUGGUGCACUUUACCAACUAGACACAAUUGCUGCUGUUUCAAUAGGACUUGCGUGGAUUUCCUCACCACAAUGGCUCUUAAACAGACAGGUUAGUCUAACUUUGGAUGCCAGUCAUGAAUUAUGCGGCCGCCUAAUGGGAUUAUUCUUUGUUUGUUCACAUAUGCAUAUAAGAAGCCAUUCUGAUUUGGCAAUUGCAGCAGAAACUAGGGCAGUACUUUGUAUUUUUAUUUUGUCUGCUCAAAUUUGGUCUCAGAUUGCUUACACAAAGGACUGGUCAGGGAAGCAUUGGAUUGGCAUCUCCCUCUUCUCUACAUGGACUGUGAUUGCAGUUAUAUAUCGUUUAUAUCUUUGGACAUUCAUAAAGUCUCCACCUUACCAAACGAAGGACAGAGAUUUACGUGAUGUUACUAAAAAACAAAUAUAA